AUGAAUCGUUUUAGUGACAUUGAUCCUUCACGUAAACGACUUCCUGAUAAUAACGACGAUAAACCAUUGACAUCAACUAUGAGUGAAAUGCGUCGGGCUUCAAUACCAUCAAAUAGAGAACCAUUGGCAUCAACUACGAAUGAAAUGCGUCGAGCUUCAAUAGGAUCAAAUAAAGAACCAUUGGCAUCAACUAUAAAUGAAAUGCGUCGAGUUUCAAUAGGAUCAAAUAAAGAACCAUUGGCAUCAUCUAUGAAUGAAAUGCGUCGAGCUUCAACAACAUCAAAUAAAGAACCAUUGGCAUCAACUAUGAAUGAAAUGCGUCGGGCUUCAACAACAUCAAAUCAAGAACCAUUGGCAUCAUCUAUGAAUGAAAUGCGUCGAGCUUCAACAACAUCAAAUCAAGGAGCUUCGGGUUCUUCUCUUCCCAUUAAUAUCAAAACUAAAUGGAAACAACAUGGAACCACCAUUGCUGGAGGAAAUGGUCAAGGCAAACAAUUAAAUCAUCUCUUUUCUCCUUAUGGUAUCUAUGUUGAUGACGAUAAUCAAUGUAUUUAUAUUGCUGACUGUGAUAAUCAUCGUAUUGUUGAAUGGAAAUAUAAUGCAGAGAUUGGUCAAGUUGUUGCAGGUGGAAAUGGUUUUGGAAAUCGAAUGGAUCAAUUGAAUGGACCAACUGAUGUGAUUGUUGAUCAACAGAAUGAUUCUCUUAUCAUUUGCGAUUUGGGAAACAGACGAGUAGUACGAUGGUCUCGUCGAAAUGGUACAAAAGGACAAACAAUCAUUCCUGAUAUUGAUUGUUAUAGUCUAACAAUGGAUAACAAUGGAGAUCUUUAUAUCUCUAACUUUGAGCAACAUGAAGUGAGACGAUGGAAAAUAGGAGAAACAAAUGGAACAAUUGUAGCAGGUGGAAAUGGAAAAGGAAAUCGUCUCAAUCAACUCAAUCAACCUACUUCUCUCUUCGUUGAUCAAGAUCAUUCAGUCUAUGUUUCGGAUUGUGGAAAUCAUCGUGUAAUGAAAUGGAUGACAGGUGCAAAGGAAGGAAUUGUUGUUGCUGGUGGACAAGAUGAAGGGAAUAGUUUGACACAAUUGUCUUAUCCUGAAGGAGUGUUUGUCGAUCAUUGGGGUCAUGUCUAUGUAGCUGAUUCUUACAAUCAUCGUCUAAUACGUUGGGUGAAAGGAUCUAAAGAAGGUCGAGUUAUUGUUGGUGGAAAUGGAAAAGGAGAACAACCAAAUCAGUUCAAUCUUCUCAGAGGUUUAUCCAUCGAUUGUCAAGGUAAUCUCUAUGUCGUCGAUAAUUCAAAUCAUCGAGUACAAAAAUUUGAAAUUGAUUUAAAUUGA
Messenger RNA from Rotaria sp. Silwood1, 1335 nucleotides. The record is from the annotation of a GenBank genome assembly. NCBI's taxonomy places the organism in Eukaryota, Metazoa, Rotifera, Eurotatoria, Philodinida, Philodinidae.